Molecule: messenger RNA, 1078 nt
Organism: Daucus carota subsp. sativus
Lineage: Eukaryota; Viridiplantae; Streptophyta; Magnoliopsida; Apiales; Apiaceae
Product: cyclin-dependent kinase inhibitor 3
Exons: 3
Coding region: 86-778 (230 amino acids)
Biological process (GO): negative regulation of cyclin-dependent protein serine/threonine kinase activity
Cellular component (GO): nucleus
Molecular function (GO): cyclin-dependent protein serine/threonine kinase inhibitor activity
Source: RefSeq, a predicted model, not a curated record
UCUUUCUCUCCCCCCUUCAAAACCCCCAACAACAGCAACAAACAAAGCACCCCUCUUCUCUCAAGAAAUCAAGAAAAUCAAGAACAUGGGGAGAUACAUGAGAAAAGCUAAAAUCACAAAUGACAUAGCUCUUGUAACAGACCUCUCUCAAUCCAAUAACAACACAUCUGUCCGUACAAGAGCAAAGACUCUAGCUUUACAACAGCAAGAAAAGCAAGCUGCGGCUGCUUCAAAUUGCUCACCUUGUGUUAAUUCGUCAGACCCAUCUUCAUAUCUGCAGCUGAGGAGCAGGAGGCUAGAAAGAUCCAAUUUUUUUGGUGCUGUGAAGUUGAAGAAGUGUGGUGCUGAAGAGAGCUUUAAGGGGCAGAAGACAGAGUGUUCUAACCCUAGAAUUAAGAAUGUCAAGGCGGGGUUGAUUAGCUGCUCUAGUGAUGAAAAGGGUUGUUUUGGUGAUGUGGGUGAGGGUUCUUUUGGGCAAAAUGACUGGGAGUUUCAAGGCAGAGAUGGCAGCACCAGAGAAAGCACUCCUUGUGACCUGAUAAGAGGAUCAGACACCAUUGGAACACCAGGUUCAAGUACGAGGCCUGCACGUCCAGUGGCAUCUAAUCAAAGGAGCUGGAACAUGAUGCAGCAAAUCCCGACCAGUCGUGAGAUGGAAGAGUUCUUCGCAUUUGCUCAACAGGAACAGCAGCGACUUUUCACUGAGAAGUACAACUUUGAUGUUGUGAAUGAUUUACCCUUGCCGGGACGCUAUGAAUGGGUGAGUGUGCACCCCUAAGCUCGAGCCAAACGAAUAACUGGGAAUCUGGGAUACAACUUUCAUAAGUUCUAACAUGUUCAGAAAAUCGUUGCUAAUAAGCUCAAGAACAUGGCGACGUAGCAGUAGGUCUUACAUUUGUCUCCCUCAUUUAGUUAGGUAGAAACAAGCUAAUGUCUAUUCAAAUCUGUGGCAUGUAGAAGCAGAUGUAUUACUAACCUUUAGAGAGCAGAUUUGAGUACUAGAAUGCAGUUUUAGGUUUUAAGAACUUCAGUGUUGUAACUUGAAAUGCUCAUUAAUCGAAGAUUUGAUUUUUCUCCA